This is a messenger RNA of Contarinia nasturtii (swede midge), 1025 nucleotides long. Its product is annotated as serine protease snake-like. Gene Ontology annotation, biological process: proteolysis. Gene Ontology annotation, molecular function: serine-type endopeptidase activity. The transcript has 7 exons. The record is from RefSeq and is a predicted model, not a curated record. Lineage: Eukaryota; Metazoa; Arthropoda; Insecta; Diptera; Cecidomyiidae. The coding region runs from base 36 to 995 and encodes 319 amino acids.
UUUAGGCGAAGACUAAAUAAAUUACAUAAACCAAUAUGGUGGCGAUAUUGAAGACUAUUUUACCCAUCGUUAACAUUCAGUUUCUAGUUUCAGUUGGUUUGGCUGAAACUAUUGGAGCAUUGGCCCGAACAAAAUGUGAACAGUAUAUGGAGAAUGCGUUUAAAAUAUCGUCAAUGACAAGUUUAAAGUAUGGUGUUGCAAAAUGUGAUCCGUUGAUGAUACCGUUGAUAGUUGGUGGUACACGAGUGGAUCGUACCGAAUUUCCUCAUAUGGCAGCCAUUGGUUUUGGUCAUUCAAGUGGUUUGGUCUAUUUAUGCGGUGGAACAUUAAUCAGUGAGCAUUUUGUGAUGACCGCAGCUCAUUGUGAAAAAGAUCGAAACAGAGGUCCUGCGAGAGUUGUACGUUUGGGGUCGAUAGAUUUAACAACCAAUGACGAUCACACGCAUAUAAUUCCAAUCGAUAAAAUCUAUUCGCAUCCUGAUUAUAAGACGAGCAGCAAGUAUAAUGAUAUUGCUCUAAUACGCUUAGCGCGCAGUAUCUAUUUUAAUGAAUUCAUUCGGCCAGCUUGUAUAAAUGUGAAUAAUAAUGUGGAAUGGACGACAGCGAUUGCCACUGGUUUUGGACUUACAUCAAAUGAUCAUUCAAUUGGCAGCAGUCAUUUGCUGAAAGUUCAACUUAAAAAAUUCACGCUAAACAUAUGCCAAAGAGCCUACAAGGCAGAUCGCUUUAUGAAACGUAGCGUAAUUGAAUCCCAAUUGUGUGCCGGAGAUUUAACGGGAAGUAAAGAUACAUGUCAAGGCGACAGUGGCGGACCACUUCAGAUUGUGAUUGCAAAACCGCAUUGUGUGUACAGCGUCAUCGGGAUAACAUCAUUUGGAAAGUCGUGUGGCUUUCAAAAUACACCAGCCAUUUAUACAAAUGUUGCACAUUAUACAAGCUGGAUUGAACAAAUGGUUUGGCAAAAUAUUUCAAACACCAUAAGCACAUCCAAUUAAAACAUUUAAGAUUUUUCGAAAAUAACUUUC